Molecule: messenger RNA, 4316 nt
Organism: Teleopsis dalmanni
Lineage: Eukaryota; Metazoa; Arthropoda; Insecta; Diptera; Diopsidae
Product: myb-like protein X
Exons: 36
Coding region: 322-3918 (1198 amino acids)
Source: RefSeq, a predicted model, not a curated record
UAUUAGUAUCAGUUUUCUCUCCAUAGCUGCAAAAUCAAAAUUCUUUAAAAAAAAAUUAUGCACGAUAUGAAUACAUAAUUUGAGUUCAAAAAAAACUUUUUGGAUUAAAAUUAGUGUUUUUUAAAUUUCAUGUACUUUUGAACAAAAUUGAAUGUGUGGCACAUUGUGGUGCAAAAUUAUUUUUUAAACCUGAAAAAGUUCUGGAGAGGAAAUAGUUCAAAAAUUUUUCCAUGCAAAAAUUUUCUUUUUCAGUGUUUAUUUCGAUGUUCAAAAUAAAUGAAAGUGGGACAGGAUUUUGAUUGAAACAAAAAGUUUUGCAAAAUGGAGUGCUCUUCUUGUAGGAACCAAAAAAUAAGCCCCAUAUCACCUCCGUUUGGUGGUUUUUUGUGUACUAAUGGUCAUAUGAACUGUGUAACAUGUGCAGAUGUAAGUCCUGGCGUUUGCCCCAUUUGUCAUGCACUUGAAAAGUUCGUGGAACUUAGAUUUACGACAGAAAACAUAACCACUGAACCGACUCCAGAUAUUGAUUUUGAAUAUAUACCGAAUGUAACAAAAGCACCAAUCGAAUUGUUAAAUAGGAAAAGAGCGCCCGAACUUCAAAUUGAUGUGAUACCAAUUAAAAAGUCAAAUUACACUAGUAAGGUUCCAAACUCAACAUCUAUGAUAAAAUCAAUUUCUGACUACGAUGUACGUAACAGAAAGCAGAACUUUGACUUCGGAGCGUUAAAUAAAUCCAAACUUAUUACAAGUAGUCCUCCAAAUAUCAGUAAACAACGCGAUGCAUUAAGAUCAAAACGCGAACAAGAAAGGCGUGCAAUUACUUAUCGCAAACCAAUUCUCCUAACACCAGCUUCUAGUGUUGUAACCGUUUGUCACAAGGAGGAUUACUUGAAUGUUAGCAGAGCACGUAUGGCUGCUAGAAGAGUUAAAGAGCAAAGGGGAAUUCAGUUUUUAAAGGAGCGGUGUGAGAAAAGGGGAAUACCUUACGAUUUUAAGCUAACUGCUGAAAAGAGAGAAAUAAAACCUCUUGGUUUGGAGACAAAGAAAACGGAAGAUCAAAGCAAAAAUGUUUUGAAUGCAGUUAAUCGUUCAUCGAGCUCGAAAAACUUAAUUCAAAAAGCUGGUAUUUUAAAUAAAAUUCUUGAGGAAAGCAACAAGAAACUCCAAGCAAAGGAUUUUGUAAAUGACAAUAAAAAACUUUCCGAAACAAGGCAUACUGGUGGAACUUCCGAAGAUUUAUCAUAUGAAAGGUAUGUCGCUGAGACAAUUGCAAGGUUUCCUCGUCUGAUUAAACCGAUUAUUCCUGGUAGCCAUCAAAGGAAAACUUCAGAAAAUCUCAAAAAAGCAAGAGACAUGGUAAACAAAAUGGUUGACAAAAUGAUAGCAAAAAAUAAAAGUAUUGAAACAGAUGAGAACUCUGAACCAAAAAGCGAAACUGAAGAAAUUUUAACAAUAUCAACUGAAGCAGCCGAAAUGGAGAAAAACAAAAAACAAGAUACAUCAUCUAUGAUAAUAAAGAAGCAAAGCAAAGAGAUUCAAAAAAAAUUGGAAUCGAUUAGUGAGUCAAUAAGAGAUUCAUUUGAUAAUCCAAUUGAAGUCACGAAGACAGAAUUAGAUAAAUCCAGUAAAAAUGAAACUGAAAAGAAAACUCACGAAAGCAAGGAUGUCGAAUAUCGUCCUGUUAGUGAAAAAGAUGAGAAUUUAAAUAUUUUUCAUGUUGAAAAUAAAAAUGCGUUAGACUUAACUACAAAAUAUGACCAGGAUGUAAUUAAUACAACUUUGAAUGAAACUAAAGACGAUUUAAGUACGAAUUCUAGUACAAAAACUGAAGAUGAUCUCAAAAAAGGAAAGAAAAAGAAGCCAAAGGAAAAGCAAUCCGAUUUAAGACAUGUUGGUGGUGGCGUGGAAUCAAGUUCUUCAACACAAGAUUUGAGCGAUGAUAAUACAGAAUCAUCAGCUACGACGGUUAUAGAUCGUAAUAAUCCCGAAGUACCAAAUGAACAAAAUUGUAGUAAAAAAUCGAAGGAAACCGAAGAAACUGAGAGUAAAAGUAAAAUACCAAAAAAAAGUCGUUCUACUUCUAAAGCAUCUAAAGUCAAUUCUAGUAAAGAAGUCAUAGAAAGUGAUACUGGUAAAACAAGGAAGACGAAGACUACUGAUAGUAAGUCGAGUAAAAUGCAAGGAGAACGAAAAGGUUUAAAUGCAGAUAAGUUGCAGGUAUCAAAGGCAGAGCAUACAAAAUCUACAACACAAAAACGAAAACCUAAAAUUAUCAAAGAAGAAGAUAAUUUGAAAUUAGGUUCUAAAGCGACGGGAAUUAAAAGUAAAGGCGUAAAGUCAAAAAAAGACGACAUAGUGGGCAAGAGAUCUGUAAUUAAAAAAUCCGAAGUUUAUGAAAAACUAAUGGGGGCAGUUCUUCGAAAAACAGGAAUUGAAACUAGCGAUGAGAAAAUAGAGUCCCCAGCCAAACCACGCAAAACCCGCGCCAAGGGAGGACAGAGCAAAGAUGUUGAUGGCAUUAAGAAAAAAGACAAAUCUCCAUCGAAGUUGAAUAGCUCAAAGAAAGGCUCGAUUCUCAAAAAGGCUGAUUCUGAAUCAGCUCCCACUGAUAAAAUCGGUAAUUAUGAGGAAGACUUUGAACAAAAUCUUGAAAAAGCGAAAAAAAAGGCAUAUAUUAGCAUUUUAAAACCUGAACCUGAUCCAAUUUCAAAACGGAAACGUGUAGCUAAAAAGGUCUCGUUUUUAAAUAAAGAUACUGUAUAUCAUUUGAAGGCUAAGACCAAGACCGUUCGCGUAUCAAAAGCUGCUAAAGUAACGGAGUUACCAAAGGUGAAAAGUAAAAUCAAACCUCUUGUCUCGAAGAAACAAUCGAAAACAUCAUUGAGACAUACAGGUGGAAGCACUGCAUCAGAUGAGUCAUCACUUUCGGAUACCACUGAAGAAAGUACAAAUAACAGAAAUCUUUACCAAUAUACAAUUUUAAAAGAGACAGAUGGUUCAAAGUGUAUACUUCAAGCCAUUAGAGAUCCAGCAACUACUGAACCAAGACGCUCUAAGUCUAAACAGGAAACAACAGAAGAUUCAAAAAAAUCUACACGCUUAAAGUCAAAAACCAAAACAAAAAAAGGAGACUCUGAUGAUAAACGUGGUACUUCUGUAAAGUCUAAAACCGAAGAAGAAGCUCCCAAUCGCAAAGUGAAGGGUUCGAAGUCUAAAACCGAAGAAGAAGCUCCCAAUCGCAAAGUGAAGAGUUCGAAGUUAAAAGCCAAAAAAACAAAAGACGAAUCCGAUACGCCAAAACCUAAGUCAAUUCAGAAGCGAAUAAAGCUGAAAUCAGAUGAACAACCUUCAGGCUCCACAACGUCUAAAACCGAAGAAGAAGCUUCCAAUCGCAAAGUGAAGGGUUCGAAGGUGAAAGCCAAAAAAACAAAAGACGAAUCUGAUACGCCAAAAACUAAGUCAAUUCAGAAGCGAAUAAAGCUGAAAUCAGAUGAACAACCUUCAGGCUCCACAACGUCUAAAACCGAAGAAGAAGCUUCCAAUCGCAAAGUGAAGGGUUCGAAGGUGAAAGCCAAAAAAACAAAAGACGAAUCCGAUACGCCAAAAACUAAGUCAAUUCAGAAGCGAAUAAAGCUGAAAUCAGAUGAGCAACCUUCAGGCUCCACAAUGGAAAAGGGCGAAAAGAAAGAAAAAUCUCCUGCUGUCAAACGUAAAUUGUCGAAGUUAAAAACUAAAACAGAAAUGACUGAAGAUAAUGAACCUCAAACGAAAAAACAGUCCUUGAAAAACAAAUCGGUUACUCAGAAGACAAGUAAAGCAGUAGAAAGCAAUAAAACCGAAAAGGAAAAAAAAGAACAAAGGCUGUAUAAGAAAAAGGAAUCCACUGCUAACACUGCUAAACCAACUAACAAGGAAUAACCUAACGUUUAAGAAUAUUUAAUUUAAGUUUAUUUGUUUAGAUUUUUUGUAGUUUUAUUAUUCGAUUAUAUUUUUAUAUUUAUCUACUUAACAUAUUAUUUAACACCAUGAAAUAUGUGAAUUUCAUGCUUCUGAUACACCGUCAUCAUAAAAAGUAAAUAUCCGAAUGAGUCCUGAUUAGUGGCAGCAUCACAUUGAUUGAACAUAUGCUGUAAAUCACGUCUUAUUGAUCUAUAGUGACUAUACUUAUAAAAUAUAGGUGAUAUUUUAUACAAUAAUUUACACAAACUUACAAUGCAAGCGGCUAUCUAUUCAGUACGAGCAGGAUGAAAUCAAAAUAUAUCUGACAGAUUCAAAAAUUGUUAAAAAUUCACAAAUCCCAAAUCACCAAAUCCACA